GCUGUGAAUUGUUAGAUGCAAAUUAAAACGUUAACAAUUGUGCUCAAGUUCUUAUAAAUAUUUAUUUACAAAUAUGACGACGCUUUUGUAUGCCGAACCGGAACUGAUAAUUGCUUUGAAUACAAAAGUAAUUUUCGUAAAUCCCAAUGAUUUUCAAAUUUUUAAAGAAAUAGAAAUACCAAAAGAUUUGUCUGAAGUCGGUCUGAAAGCUCCAAAAACUAAUUCUGAAGGGGAUGGCGAGGGUGACAGUGAACAAGCUAAAGUGACGAAGAAACUAAAAGAAGUGAAAACUGAAUUGCCAAGCAUUCUGCAUGUGGAACUUUCUCCAGAUCGUAGUCUAUGUGCUGUAACGACUGCCGGCCAAAAGGCUGUCUUGCUCUACCAAUGUCGCCCUGAACACGCUAAACUUGUCUCGGCCAGGUCACUGGCACGUGCUUCAAGUGCACUUACGUUUAGCAAAGACUCCAAAGUGCUUUUGGUAACAGAUAAGUCAGGAGAUUGUUAUAAAUAUGAUUGUGUGAAUUUCGAAGAGGAACCGCAACUCUUACUUGGCCACCUGAGCAUAGUCUACGAUGUAUUAUGGACCCCGAAUUCGAAAUAUAUUAUCACAUGUGAUAGAGAUGACAAAAUACGCAUAACCAAUUAUCCUGCAACGCAUGAUAUACACGGCUACUGUCUCGGGCAUAAGGAGUUCGUUUCUGGUUUAGCAUUUUUGAGUGACGACACUAUUGUGUCUGUAUCUGGUGAUAAGACAUUACGUAUAUGGAACUUCAUAAGUGGCCGAGAAAUAUCCAAAUUUGAACUACCAGCACCUGCUUUAAAACUAUGCUUAAGGUCGAAGGGUGAGAAUAAAUUUGAAGCCGCUGUGUUGUUAUAUCAGCCGGGCGAAAGUGUUGGCAUUUACGAAAUUAGUAAUAGUGGUGAGGACCAAUGGCUGAUAACGGAGCGCACGAAGCUUGAUUUCCCAGAAGUGAUCAUAAGCAACAUAUGUUUCGUAAAUGAGAAGUUUUAUGCUGCUGGCAUUGUUGACGAACGUUUCAGUUUGAAAGUAUCGCAGCUGACGGACAGUCAGCCAUCUAUACCAACCGAAUGGAUUAAUAUGAUUGAGAAGCAAUUCAGAUCCGAAGUGUGGAAGCCCGAAGAUGUGUCGGCAUGGUUCAAAAAGCGAUAUGACAAUGUGAGCGACUACUUAGAACGCAAGAAACGUCGAAUUGAGGAAAAGCAAAAGUAAUAUUUCAGUUCUAAGGAAAUAUAUUCCAUGUUAAAUACAGUAAAUAAAGUGAACUUUUUAAAUCGA
Messenger RNA from Zeugodacus cucurbitae (melon fly), 1297 nucleotides. RefSeq names its product tRNA (guanine-N(7)-)-methyltransferase non-catalytic subunit wuho (gene wuho). The record is from RefSeq and is a predicted model, not a curated record. Gene Ontology annotation, biological process: RNA (guanine-N7)-methylation. Lineage: Eukaryota; Metazoa; Arthropoda; Insecta; Diptera; Tephritidae. Gene Ontology annotation, cellular component: nucleus; cytosol; tRNA methyltransferase complex. Gene Ontology annotation, molecular function: tRNA (guanine(46)-N7)-methyltransferase activity; protein binding. The transcript has a single exon. Bases 74 to 1231 code for a protein of 385 amino acids.